Rotaria socialis is the source of this 2745-nucleotide messenger RNA. The record is from the annotation of a GenBank genome assembly. NCBI's taxonomy places the organism in Eukaryota, Metazoa, Rotifera, Eurotatoria, Philodinida, Philodinidae.
AUGAAACAGAUUCUCACUAUUUUAAUCUUUGUUUUUUUACCAAUAUAUACUAAACAAAUAUCAUCUGUAAUCAAAGAUCCAUUCGAAUAUUUUAAAAAACUUGCUCGCGAUUCACAGACUUAUUCACAAUGUAAUCGUAUACCUCCGUUUAAAGCUCAAUUGGAUUCAUCAUUUUUUGAUAUCGAUUUAAGACGAUGGGAUCGAACGAAAAAUCCACCACCAGUUCAUCGCUCACUAGAAGCUUUUGUUCAAUUGGAUACAUUACGACAGAGUACCUAUUUUAGUCAUAUUCUACAAGGUCAUAAUCAAGCCAAUGUUCCAGGAAUUCUCUACUUUUAUCUUUCUGCUACUGCUCAACUACAUGCUCUCAAACAAUUAAGUCUCACACAUGGAAAGUCUCUUGACACAAUUCAAACUGUUCGUUAUGCAUUUGAUUCUAAUGAAGUAUUUCGUGUCCCAUGGUAUAAAGUAGGUGGUAGUUUUAUUAAUUUCGAACGACCAUUUGGUAUCUAUGCUUUUUCAAUGGAUUCUCCUGAGCAUAUAUCAAUAAAUGAUAUUGGUGUUGGUCCGUUUGCAACUAAUGAUUAUACAUUAAGAUUUUUCGAGCAUCAUAAUCAUGUUUAUAAUAAUCCACUAAAAAUGUUUCGAAAUUAUGAUGAAUAUUUUCAUGCAUUGAUACAAACCUGGUUAACACGUUCACGAUCUGAUCAAGAUGAUUCAGCUGAUUGGGGUAAAGAAACCAAAGAAUUUAAUGAUCUUUUAAAACAUGGAGAAUAUUUUCCAUUACCUUAUCGAUCGGUACCAAAACCUGUAAGAACCGAUAUUACAGAGAGACAAUCAGGAUUUAAUCCUGUUUUUCCAUAUGCUGAUCAUGUCUACGAUUAUUAUCGUGAUCCAAAUUAUUAUCGAUUUGCUCGAGGAUGGUUUCUAAAUCAAACACAAUCUGAAUCAAAUCAAUAUAUGUUAACUUAUGGAGUUUUACCUGAUCGUAUACAACGAAAUUUUCUUUUACCAAUGUUUGAGCAAAGCCGUUGGUCAGGACCUUACUUAUUUUGUCCACUAAAUUCAUAUGAAUGGCUUGUCUCAUCUAUUCAACCGAUCUGGGCAACAAAUCAUUUUAAUUAUAAAAAUCGAGCUGCAUUUGAAAAUAAUCGUCGUUAUAAUUAUGCAGGUGUAACAAAUGUAGAACUUGCUUAUACACACCUUGAUGUUAACCAAUGUCCCGGUGAACAUAUCCGAAAUUUCUAUGCUAAUACAGCUGCAUGCUCUCGUAAUACUUUUUGUGAUCCAAUAGCUGGUUUUGGUCUACAAAGCGGUGGCUAUCAAUGUUCAUGUCAUCCAAACUUUCGUUAUCCAUCCAAUGUAGUAAUACCUUAUCGACCUGCAUUUGAUAAAUACUCAUCAACAUCGUUACCUCAAUGCCAACCGAUUCGUCUUCUAACACAAUAUCCAACUUGGCACGUUGAAAGAUCUAAGCGAAAUAAAAAUCGUCGUUCUAUUCCACGACCAAAUGUUUUCGAAAAGCUUCGUUCAUUAGUAUUUAAUCGUCCAUCAACAUGUCCACCAUGGUCACAUAUAGCGAUGUUAACUGCAGAACAAGACGAUGAUGAGAAUAUUCGUUUUACUAAUGAUUUAACUCGACAUAUCGAUCGUAUUGCUCGUCCAUUCACAUUACAAGCUGUACGUCUUGCUCAUUUAUUUUCCAGUUAUUUAGCUUUAUAUCGACCUGAUCGAGAUCCAGCUAAUGAUGGGUUUAUUGAUCGUCGAUCAGAUCCACCAUUGAAUGAGCAAUGGCUUGAAUCUGAAGUGAUGAGUACAGGUUUAUCUUAUACACAAUUACUAGAAGUUGGUAUUUAUAUAAAUGGUUCUGAAUACGAACGACAGAAUCCAUUUCAACAGCGAGGUGAAUUAUUUGAUGGAAACAAAGAAUUUGGUUAUAGAACAAGUGUAUUUCGAAAUACAAAUUAUGGCCUAUCAUUCAUUCGUUUUGAUACCGAUGAUAAUAAAUAUAUUCUCAAUCGAACAUUAGACGGCAGUUAUUUACAUGAAGGUGGAUGGUAUGAUAAAGCUAUGCAAAUGAAAGCAAAUGUUAAAACAUCAAGAUAUAGUGUAUCAAUGACUAUGCGAAGAGAUUUACUUGGUACAAAUUUAAUUAAAUUACCAACGCUAGUAUAUGAUGCACCAACAGCGGGUGUAUGGUUUGGUCCUUAUCAUGAUUGUUCAUUUACAAAUCCAACACCAAAAAGUAUGGUUCGUUGGCGUUAUUCUGUUCCGAUAUUUAAAGAAAUAACACAUUUACCGAUUGGUUUCGUAUCGAUCGUUUUUGGAUCGGAUCUUCGUUGGUAUUCAAUAAACCCUUGUGAUAAUACAAUAGGAGUAAAUAUUUAUAAUCCAUUUCAAGGUCUACAUAAGUGUCAUCGUGAAACAACAGAAUGUCAAUAUCAAAUGAUUCCCGAAGAGGAAACAGGGUUCGAUUUAGCUAGUUAUCGGUGUAUAUGUAAAGUUGGCUAUGAAUAUCCAUUUAAUUCAAUGAAAAAUUAUUUUGAAGGUGCUCUUAUUGAACGUGAAUACGGUAAAAUGUUACGUAGUGAAAUAAAUGCUUAUGAAAAUAUGCAAUGUCGUCCUAUUGAUCAACAAUUAGAACCAAGAUAUUAUUCGUCAGAUUGUGUUCAAAAUCAAAGUCUUCUAUGUGUUUUUGUUUUUGUUUUUUUUAAUUUGUUUUAUAACAAAAAUCUUUUCGUUUGA